GCCUCGCUCCUGCAUCCCUGGAACAAUAGGUGACAAUGAAUAUAACUGGGCGUAGGCUUCGAGCGACGUUGGUAUAAAUUGGUAUAAAUAGCCUGUGCUCAAUGUUCGUGCCCUCUCAGAAGACAGCCAGCGUCAUCAACAUCAGAAGAUCAGCUACGAUGAACCCACGAGUCAGCCAACUCCUUCUGUCUUUCAUUGUCUUCAUUGCAUCCACGUGCCUUGUGACGUCGGCAGUGUUGCCUAGCGACGAAACUGGAGACUUAAGUGUCAUUGGCUUACAAGACAAACGGAACUUGCGCGACGACAUAUCAAAGAUGCUUCUUAAGAACUUGAGGUUUCGGGAUGCGGAGGAAGUUGAAGAACCAAUGGCCAAACGACAGAAAAUGCUGGUCAGCAAUCUUGCCGCUCUACUUUCGGGUCUGAAACAGCGCCAGGCUGAACCCAACAUGCGCAUGCCCAGUCUGAGGUUUGGCAAAUAAGUGCCCGGAUGUACCGGAUGAAGUUUCAAUAUGAGAUCGCUUGCAUUUUGACACGUUAUUUCAGGCCCUAAGUUAGCGGUGCACACUUGUAGUCCAGAGAAGGCCGUCUUGAGUGACAUGGAAAAGCUUUCUGCAUGGUCCGGACGGACGAAUCUGUAUAUGGGGAAAAUGCCAUUUUGAUAUGAAUCAAUGUUUUGGAAUAAAUAUUUUUUGCUCUUUGAAUAAUGUCUAUGGAUUAAUCUGUGUGGGCGUUGUUGUAGGAAGAUGAAUGAAGACUUUUGUUUGGCUUACUGUUAGAUAUAAACCGCUCUAACCUGGCGAAUUAUUACAAUCAUCAAAGGGAAAGUGCUUUAUAAUGAACGCGCCUUUCUUGACAAUGCCCUCAUAAUGUAUGACUUUGUAAUAUAAAGUAUUGUGCAAUUUAAACUCGUUCUGCCUCUGUAAUAAUUCAUGCGCCGCUGGUAAAGUCGGGAGGGCCAAUAAAGAUGUGACGUUUUGUCAA
This is a messenger RNA of Haliotis rufescens (red abalone), 981 nucleotides long. RefSeq lists its product as uncharacterized. The transcript is spliced from 4 exons. The record is from RefSeq and is a predicted model, not a curated record. Bases 102 to 479 code for a protein of 125 amino acids. Lineage: Eukaryota; Metazoa; Mollusca; Gastropoda; Lepetellida; Haliotidae.